Molecule: messenger RNA, 5204 nt
Organism: Artibeus jamaicensis (Jamaican fruit-eating bat)
Lineage: Eukaryota; Metazoa; Chordata; Mammalia; Chiroptera; Phyllostomidae
Gene: ARHGAP29
Product: Rho GTPase activating protein 29
Exons: 23
Coding region: 283-3984 (1233 amino acids)
Biological process (GO): activation of GTPase activity; signal transduction
Cellular component (GO): cytoplasm
Molecular function (GO): GTPase activator activity
Source: RefSeq, a predicted model, not a curated record
UGCGCUGGAGGUUGGGCCAGGGUCCGAGGAGCGAGGUGCUUGCAGCUCCUUCAGCGGAGGAGCCGGAGGGCGCUGAGCAUAUGAGGAUGAUAAUAAAAGUAAAACAUAGCAGGUCCUACAGUCCGCACCCUGCUCUAAGAGUGCUCCCAGUUUAACUUCUUUAAUCCUCACAGGUCCGAGAUUACUUCACUCGUAACCUCGGGGAAACGGGAGUUAAAAUCCUGCUGGAAUAUGACCAGUAAUCGGCAGAGAUUUCAGUUUUUCUGACUGUUCUGUGAAAGAAUGAUUUCUCACAAAAAGAAAAAGAAAAAACGUUUUUUAUCAUCAGGCCAGCCUCUUACCGAUGAUUCGUCUGAAAUGGGGCUCAAGUCUAUAAGUUCCAAUUCCGUUUUUGAUCCGGAUUACAUCAAGGAAUUGGUGAACGAUAUCAGAAAGUUCUCCCAUAUGCUAUUAUAUUUGAAAGAAGCUAUUCUUUCAGACUGUUUUCAAGAAGUCGUUUAUAUACGCCUGGAUGAACUUCUUCGUGUUUUAAAGUCUGUUGUGAAUAAACAUCAGAACCUCAAUUCUGUUGAUCUUCAAAAUGCUGCAGAAAGUCUUACUGCAAAAGUGAAAGCUGUGAACUUCACAGUCGUUAAUGAAGAAAACAAAAACGACCUCUUCCGAGAAGUAUUUUCUUCAAUGGAAACCUUGGCUUUUACUUUUGGACAUUUCCUGACAAACUUCCUUAUGGGAGAUGUAGGCAAUGAUUCGGUAUUUCGACUGUCUAUCUCUCAGGAAAGUAAGUCUUUUGAAAAUGUUUCAAUGGAACCAGUGGACUCAUCCAAUGAAAAAGGAAAUUUUUCUCCUAUAGAACUAGGCAGCUUGCUGUUAAAGAACACUGACUCUGUAGAAUUGGCUUUGUCAUAUGUUAAAACAUGGUCAAAAUAUACCAAGAAUGUUGUGUCGUGGGUUGAAAAGAAGCUUAAUUUGGAAUUGGAGUCCAGUAGAAAUAUUGUCAAGUUGGCAGAGGCAACUAGAACUAACUUUGGACUACAGGAGUUUAUGCCACUGCAGUCUGUAUUUACCAGUGCUCUUACUAAUGAUAUAGAGAGCAGUCACCUUCUGCAACAAACAAUUGCAGCUCUCCAAGCCAACAAAUUUGUACAGCCUCUACUUGGGAGGAAAAAUGAAAUGGAGAAACAAAGGAAGGAAAUAAAAGAACUUUGGAAACAGGAACGAAACAAAGUGCUUGAAACAGAGACUGCUCUUAAAAAGGCAAAAUUGUUGUGUACACAACGUCAAGAUGAAUAUGAAAAAGCAAAAUCUUCCAUGUUUCGUGCGGAAGAGGAGCAUCAGUCUUUGAGUGGCGGAUUAGUAAAAAAUGGCAACAAGCAGCUGGAAAAAAAGCGAAGGCUAGAAGAGGAGGCUCUUCAGAAAGUAGAGGAAGCAAAUGAAUUCUACAAAGUUUGUGUGAUAAAUGUUGAAGAAAGACGAAAUGAGCUAGAAAUUAUUAAAAGAGCAAUUUUAACACAACUCCAGAAACUUGUUUUCCAGUGUGAUCUUACCCUUAAAGCUGUAACAGUUAACCUCUUCCAAAUGCAACAAGUACAGGCUGCUUCCCUUGCAAACAGUUUGCAAUCUUUCUGUGAUAGAGCCAAACUCUAUGAUCCAGGCCAAGAGUAUAGUAAGUUUGUCAAGGCCACAAAUUCAACCGAAGAAGAAAAAGUUGAUGGGAGUGUAACUAAACCAUCAACAAGUAGCUCCCACCCUUCUGGAUACGGACCUGCUGACUCCUUAGAGGAUGCCGUGUGCCUUCCACACAGCUCCAAUAAGAUAGAAGAGGACAGAUGCUCUACCAGUGCAGAUGUAACAGGUUCUUCUUCUGUACGGUCAUGGACGUUUGGGAUGGUCAGCGAUUCCGAGAGCACUGGCGGAAGCAGCGAGUCCAGAUCUCUGGACUCAGAAUCUAUCAGCCCAGGAGACUUUCAUCGAAAACUUCCGCGAACUCCAUCCAGCGGAACAAUGUCUUCUGCGGACGAUCUGGACGAGAGAGAGCCACCUUCCCCUUCAGAAGGACCCAAUUCAGGUGGAACAUACAAGAAAACAUUGAUGUCAAAGGCAGCUCUCACUCACAAGUUUCGCAAAUGGAGAUCCCCCACAAAAUGUAGGGACUGUGAAAGCAUCGUAGUAUUCCAGGGUGUUGAAUGUGAAGAGUGUCUGCUUGUUUGUCACCGGAAGUGUUUAGAAAAUUUAGUCAUUAUUUGUGGCCAUCAAAAACUUCCGGGUAAAACACACUUAUUUGGAGCAGAAUUCACGCAAGUUGCAAGAAGGGAACUAGAUGGCAUCCCUUGUAUACUCAAAAUAUGUGUCUCAGAGAUUGAAAAUAGAGCUUUGUGUCUACAGGGAAUUUACCGUGUCUCUGGAAAUAAAAUAAAAUCCGAAAAACUGUGUCAAGCUUUGGAAAAUGGAAUGCACUUGGUAGACAUUUCAGAAUUUAGUUCACAUGACAUCUGUGACGUCUUGAAAUUUUAUCUUCGACAGCUCCCAGAGCCCUUUAUCUUAUUCCGAUUGUACAAGGAAUUCAUAGACCUUGCCAAAGAGAUACAACAUGCAAAUGAAGAACAAGAGACAAAAAAGGAUGGUCUUGAAGACAAAAAAUGGCCAAGUACAAGUAUAGAAAUAAAUCGAAUUCUCCUAAAGAGCAAGGACCUUCUGAGACAAUUGCCAGAAUCCAAUUUUAACAGUCUUCAUUACCUCAUCAUGCAUCUUAAGCGAGUCGUUGAUCAUUCGGAUGAAAACAAGAUGAACUCCAAAAACUUGGGGGUGAUUUUUGGACCAAGCCUCAUUAGACCAAGGCCCACAACUGCUCCUGUGACCAUCUCCUCUCUCACUGAAUACUCAAACCAAGCCCGGCUGGUAGAGUUCCUCAUUACCUACUCCCAGAAGAUCUUUGAUGGCUCUCUGCAGCCACAAGACGUAGCUAUGUGUAGUACAGGCGACGUUUCACCCCAGGAUAUGCACAGUGCAGAUGGUGAGAACAAAACUCUUGAACCAGUUGCCUCGUUUGAGGAAUCGGAAGGAAAGCAGGAUGCAUCAGAAGAGUGGGAUGCGUGUCUCAUUGACAACAAAGUGCGUUUGCUUGCAGACCAAGGACUUGAGUGUGCACCAGAAAAGACGGAAGAUGUUUGUAAAAUCUCCGGGCCAUUUACUCUGAAACCUGAUAAGGAAACAAACAGUGCUGUUGAGAGGGGUACUCGAAGGGCCAAGAGUAGACCUGUAAGUUUGCCUGUGGAUAGACUGCUGCUUCUUGCAAACCCUCCUCAUGAGAGAAAUGGCAGAAAUAUGGGAAAUGUAAACUCAGACAAAUUGUGCAAGAAUCCUACCUUUGAAGGAGUUAAUACCCCUACUCUUUGUUGCAAAUUUGAUGGCUUUGACCAGCAAACUCUUCAAAACCCUGGGGAGAAACAGGAUGAACCUAAUGGCCUAAAUGCAAAGAUGGCACUGAUUGUGCCCAGUGCCCUCCGGGAAGGAGGAGUGACGACGAGCAUCAGGAUCAGUGGGGACCAUGUGGUCAGUGCCACCCAGCCCAGUAAGCCGUGCCCAGAACCAGUCAGGUCAGCAAGACAGGUGUCGGAGGGACGGUCCUCUGACUCCUGCCCUGCUGCCCCUGUCAGAGCGCCCAGAACACUGCAGCCCCAGCACUGGACAACGUUUUACAAACCACGUGCUCCCGCUGGUAGUGUGAGAGGGGCUGAGGAGAAACCUGUGGCAUCCUCCCCCAAAGUGCCUCCUGGCUCAGCUCACACUUGUCGGGAGCAUGUGCUGAAAUCAAUGUCAGACUCAGAAAACGCACCAGCUCCUUGUCCCUUGCAGCCCAGAAGUAAACCUAAGGAGAACUGCGAGGAGCGUGACUUGCCCAAUGUGCACCCGACAUGUCAGAGACCAAGGCUUAAGCGAAUGCAACAGUUUGAGGACCUGGAAGAUGAAGCCCCACAGUUUGUGUAGGGGUGUCAGAAUUCAGCUUCUCCUCUAUGGUUGUUUUGUUUUGUGGUAUUGUGUUUGUUUUGUGAGAGAAUUUUGACAGGGUCCCUUUUGUAUAAAAUCGCCAAAGUGUGGAUUUUGCUCUUUGUUAUUAUAUUGUGUUACCCUGUGUUGGGCGUACUGAACUCUAGAAUGUUGUGAUAGGGCCACAUGUGUGUCUCGCUGGAAUUAUCUGUAUUUUUGAAGUUGUGCAUAAGUAGGCAAACUCGUAUUUGUUAAAGUUUAUUAGAUUUUCUCCAUAAAGUGGUCCAUUCAAAUGCAUCCCUAAUAUAUGACGUAGUUCUCAACUAAUAGCUGCCAUUGGGGAAAAUCGUCUGUAUUUUUUUUUAAAUAAAACUGUGCUUAUUUAUAAAAGGCAUGUUUCUGAAUGCAAGUGCCUGAAAGGUCUUUGUUUGGUAUGAUAUUUCAAAAGACAAUUUUAUAGUGUGUCUUUGACCAUUGUGCUUUUUAUGGUAUGUAUGCAACCUUUUAUUUUUCAGUUGGCAAGUUUUUUUCUUUUUAUUUACAUAAUGGUGAAAAAGCUUUCAAAUCUGUACUUAAUUGCACUUCACUUAAUUGCCAGAUUUACAAGUGGUAGUGAGUUAAAUUUUACAAAGAAAAUGCACUUAAACCUGUUUCCAAAUUACAUAGUACAGUUAUGUCUUAUUUGGCUUUAAAUGGUUUUAAUACAUUUAAUGUUUUUUUUUAUGUUUUGGUUUUUUUCUACAUAAACUUUUGUUGUUCAACAGUUCUGAAUGUUUUGGUAUUUUAUAUAAUGGCCCAAAAAUGUUUUAAAAUUUAACGCAUUUCUUCUUCAUAUUGUUGAGGUUUAAAAAAUAUUUCUUUUGUAUGAAACGUUUUUACUCAUGAAUAAUUUUGUGUACUUUUUCUACCUGGACUUUAACCAUUGACAGUGUGUGUUUCAUAUGAAUUGUGCAAAGAUUUAUUUAAGUCGACUGUGAGUGUAGUUCAGUAAGCCUUGUUGUUUGGAAUUUGAGAGCAAGUAUAGAUGGUUGGAUAUAUUUCAUGUAUAAAUUUCCCAGUUUUUAGAACUAAAAACUGUUUUCUGUAUUUUGUCAUUUUGCCUAAAAAUGGAUAUAAAGGGAGAAAAAGUAGCCUUUUUGUAUGUAUGAAUUCUAUUUGUAAUACAUGCUUUUGUAUGAGAAUAUUAUACUUGAUAAAAUAUAUGUUAAUCUGUUAAAUUA